AUGUCGAGAAAAGUAAGUGAUGAUGCGGUGGUGGAGGUAGAAGACUCCUCCUCCUCCUCUUCUGAUGGAAGGCGAAGCUCACAAGACGAAGAAGUAGUCAAUAAAGAACUGCAAGAGAAGAAGCUCUCAUGGGAGCACCUCCGCCGACAUGACUCCUUGUACGCCGAAUCCGGUAAAUUUCGUGGCCGUGACGCCCACCACCAUUCCAAGGUGAUGGAUAGGGCAAUGAUAUUGCAGCUAGCGUUCCAGAGCAUAGGAAUAGUAUACGGUGACAUAGGAACGUCACCGUUGUAUGUAUACUCCAGCACCUUCACCGAUGGAAUCAAGAACAACGAUGACAUACUUGGGGUUCUCUCCAUCAUCUUCUACACCCUCACCCUUCUCCCUCUCAUCAAAUACGUCUUCAUCGUUCUCCAAGCCAACGAUAAUGGAGAUGGAGGAACGUUCGCGCUAUAUUCGUUGAUAUGUAGAUAUGCGAAGGUGGGGUUGAUUCCAAGUCAACAAGCAGAGGACAAAGAAGUGUCAAACUUCCGUUUGGAAUUACCCAACAACAGCCUCCGACGAGCGUCGACGGUGAAGGCCAAGCUUGAGAAGAGCAAAUCCGCCAAGUAUUUCCUCCUCUUCGCUACCAUGCUUGGUACCUCUAUGGUCAUCGGUGACGGAAUUCUCACCCCCUCUAUCUCAGUCUUAUCAGCAGUGGGAGGGAUCACGGAAGCUACGGAUAAAGUGACUCAAGGUGCAAUUGUUGGGAUGUCAGUGGGGAUAUUGAUAUGUCUGUUCCUAUGUCAAAGAUUUGGAACUGACAAAGUUGGGUAUAGCUUUGCUCCAAUUAUUUGUAUAUGGUUUGCCUUCAUAGGCAGCAUUGGUCUCUACAACUUCAUCAAGUAUGAUCCCUCUGUGAUAAAGGCCCUUAACCCAAAAUACAUCAUAAAUUACUUUCAGAGAAACAAGAAGCAAGCAUGGAUUUCACUUGGCGGUAUCGUUCUUGCUACAACAGGAACUGAAGCAUUAUUUGCCGAUGUUGGACACUUCUCAGUUAGAUCAAUACAGAUAAGCAUGUGCUCUGUAACAUUUCCUUCUCUUAUCUUGGCAUACACUGGCCAAGCAUCUUACCUCCGUAAACAUAAUGCGGAAGUAUCUAAUGCAUUUUAUAAAUCAGUUCCAGGUAGUUUGUUUUGGCCCAUGCUUGUGAUAGCUAUUUUAGCAUCAAUUAUAGCCAGUCAAGCUAUGAUCUCUGGUACCUUCUCCAUCAUCCAACAAUCUCUUUCACUUGGAUGCUUCCCUCGUGUAAAGAUAGUUCACACAUCAGCAAAGUAUGAAGGACAGGUUUACAUUCCUGAGAUCAAUUACCUGCUAAUGGUGGCUUCUGUAGCAGUUACUCUUGGUUUCAGAACAACUAAUAAGAUUGGAAAUGCCUAUGGGAUUGCUGUGGUGUUUGUGAUGACUCUCACAUCUGCCUUUUUAGUACUGAUCAUGAUAAUGAUAUGGAAAACCAACAUACUUCUUGUAAUUGUUUAUGUUCUUGUCAUAGGAUCAGUUGAGCUUCUUUAUCUAAGUUCAGUCCUCUACAAAUUUGAUCAAGGUGGGUAUCUCCCCUUGGCAUUCGCUGUGAUCCUAAUGACCGUAAUGUUCGUGUGGAACUAUGUACACCGCAAGAAGUACUACUAUGAGUUAGACCACAAGGUUUCCCCUCAGAAGCUUAAAGAGAUAGCUUCAAACCCCAAAUUAAACCGAGUCCCUGGACUCGCAAUCUUCUACUCUGAGCUAGUACAGGGGAUCCCACCCAUCUUCAAUCACUACAUAGCAAAUGUACCAGCAUUGCACUCAGUACUUGUCUUUGUUUCUAUCAAAUCACUACCAAUGAGCAAGGUUCCGGUGGAAGAACGGUUUCUUUUCAGGCGAGUUGAGCCACGUGAACUUAAUGUCUUCCGAUGCGUUGUUAGGUAUGGAUAUACUGAUAUACGCAAUGAGAAUGAACCCUUUGAAAGAAUAUUGGUGGACAGAUUGAAGGAGUAUAUAAGGGAGGUGUUGUGGAUGUCAGGGGUUAACAAUAAAGGUAGUGCAACUAAAGGAAGCAUUGAGACUACUAAUAGUGGGAGUGUGGAUGAGGGGGGAAGGAGUAAUGCUGAUGAAGAUAACAAAGGUGAAGUUUUGGAGUUUGAACUAAAAGAGGUGGACAGGGGAUGGCAAGCAGGCAUUGUUCACUUAAUGGGUGAAAGCGAGGUGAUGGCUGGAAAAGAUUCUAGUUUUGGAAAGAAGGUAUUGAUAAACUAUGCUUAUAACAUCUUGAGGAGGAAUUUGAGACAAAGUUACAAGGUGUUUGAUAUCCCUCCAACGCGUCUCCUGAAAGUAGGAAUGACAUAUGAGCUUUAGAUCAGCAGGGAAUGAAGGAGGACUAUAAAAAGAGAGGAAGCACAGGUAACUGAAAAAUCUCUCUUCUUUUUUUUUUUUUGUUCUUUAACACUUGACGACCUUGAUGAAAAUGAAAAAGAGAAGAAAACAAGUUACUAGAGAAGCAGAGUUGAAUAUUAUGAUCACCAAAACAGAGCUUAUAUAUAU
Messenger RNA from Telopea speciosissima, 2559 nucleotides. RefSeq names its product potassium transporter 5-like. Gene Ontology annotation, biological process: potassium ion transmembrane transport. Bases 1 to 2373 code for a protein of 790 amino acids. Gene Ontology annotation, cellular component: membrane. Gene Ontology annotation, molecular function: potassium ion transmembrane transporter activity. Lineage: Eukaryota; Viridiplantae; Streptophyta; Magnoliopsida; Proteales; Proteaceae. The record is from RefSeq and is a predicted model, not a curated record. The transcript has 8 exons.